Haemorhous mexicanus (house finch) is the source of this 2891-nucleotide messenger RNA. RefSeq names its product kinesin-like protein KIF12. Gene Ontology annotation, molecular function: microtubule binding; microtubule motor activity; ATP binding. The record is from RefSeq and is a predicted model, not a curated record. Gene Ontology annotation, biological process: microtubule-based movement. Lineage: Eukaryota; Metazoa; Chordata; Aves; Passeriformes; Fringillidae.
AUGUUUAACCGGAGCGGUGGUACCGGUUGUGCGGGGCCGGCUGGGGGUGGCUCCCGCGGGACCGGCCGGGCGCUGCGGGCACCCCGAGCACCGGGUGCUGGGGGCCUCAUGGAACCAGAGGGGGAGCGGGGCGGGGACCCCCAGCCGGACCCCCGGCCCAGGACGCUCCCACGGGGCCAGGACAGACCGAGUCCUGGAGAGGAGCGGCGGGGGCCCGUGGAGGGCAGAGAGACGCGUCUGAGAGUGGUGCUAAGGGUCCGGCCACUGACCUGCACGGAGACGCGCCGAGGUGACCAGCAAGUUGUGCACAGCCUCGGUGACGGCGCCGUCCACGUAAGCGCGGCCAGGCACGAUGCCACCUUUGGCUUCAGCGCCGUGUUCGACGCCGGCGCCUCGCAGGAGGCUGUGUUCGAAGGCAGUGGGAUGAGGCAGCUGGUGGAGCUGGCCAUGGACGGCUUCUCCUGCACCGUCUUUGCCUUCGGGCAGACAGGCUCGGGGAAGACCUACACCCUCAUGGGCCCUCUCGGCCAGAGCGAGACCCAGCCGGCGUCCCCGGCCCUGCUGGGGCUGAUGCAGAGAUCUUUCACCUGCCUCCUGGAGCAGAGCCGGAGCCGUGCCUCUGACCUGGCUCUCAGCGCUUCCUACCUGGAGAUCUACAACGAACAGGUAAGUGCCUGCCCAGCCCCCGCUCCGGCCCUGCUGGCACCCCGUGCCCCGCUCCCCCGGUGCCUUCCCCCUGCCAUAUCCCAGGUCCGGGACCUGCUGAGCCCGGGACCGCCGUGCCCGCUGCCCCUGCGCUGGAGCAAAACCCGCGGCUUCUACGUGGAGAACCAGCUCAGUGUGGAAUUCGAGAGCCUGGAGGCCAUCGUCAGCCUGCUCCUGCAAGGUACCGAGCCACAGGCACGGGGCUGGACAUGUUCAGGGCAUGCUAGACCCGGAUCCCAGAGGCGCCGGACCUCGGCACAUGCCCUCAACAGGCACUCGAGCCGCAGCCACGCCCUUCUGACCGUCCACGUCCGCAGCCGAGCCGCCAGCGCCUGCCCCAGCAAGCAGGGCACGCUGUGCUUCGUGGACCUGGCUGGCAGCGAGAGGGUAAAGGAGACAGGCUCCAGCGGGGAGCUCUCCGUGGAGGCCAACAGCAUCAACCGCAGCCUCCUGGCGCUGGGACACUGCAUCUCCCUGCUGGCCAAACCCCGAGGGAAGCGAACUCACAUCCCCUACCGGGACAGCAAGCUCACCCGGCUGCUGGCUCGCUCCCUGGGCGGCUCGGGCAUCACCCUGAUGGUCGCCUGCAUCUCCCCCUCCUCACGCUGCCUCUCAGAGACCCUGAGCACGCUGCACUACGCCAGCCGUGCCCGGAGGGUCACCACCAAACCCCUGGCCAACAGGGUGUCCCGGGAGAAGCUGCUGCAAACCUUGGAGCGAGAAAUCCAUGCCCUGCAGCUGGAAAACCUCUCCCUGCGCCAGCAGCUGUGCCUGCCCAGAGUGCCAGUGAGGGGCACGGAGGUCACAGGGAACCCUUCAAAAGCAUGGGCGGGCUCUAGAGACAGGCACGGCCCUGCAGGGCAGCUCCCAGCAGAGGGAACCCCAGCCUGGCCCAGCCUCUACGGUCUCCUGCGGGACUUCGUGGUGGAGAACGAGCAGAUGAGAGUCACCCGCAGCUCCUGUGACAGCCAGCCCCUGCUCCGGACUGCCCGCAGCCUGCACGUCCCCCAGAGGCUCUCGGUGAGGCAGCGGCGGCCGGACACCACCCCCAGCUCCGUGCCCCGGCUGCCGAAGCUCCCUCCUGCCUCCAGCCGCCCCAGCUGCCCAGGGUGCCCACAGUGCUGCCCUGGGCCAGCUGAUGCCACCAUGUUCCAGGUGCUGCCAGUGCCCGCUGUGCCACAGUCAGUGCCCCCUGAGGGAAGUGCUGGACAGGAGGACAUGGCUCUGCCUGGCUCCCAUCACCCCCACGGGCACCCCCAGCUGCACCAGAGGCAGCGGAGUCGUGGCAGGAGCAGGAGCUUGUCUCAGCAGCACCCGCUGCAGCGGGAGCUGCCAGGCCCUGAGCGCGUCCCCAGCCCCGAGGGAAGGGUCAUCCCUUCAGCACCGCCGUGGCCAGGGCUGCCAGAGCCCAGAGCUGCCGGCACCGUCCCUCUCCUCCAGUGGGAAGAGGCACUGGACUGGCUGGCAGAGCAGAUCUGAGCUGCCACAGGCACACCACGGAUGGGGCCAGCAUCAGGGAUCUGGCACAGACUGGGGGGACAACCACAGCCCUCGGGGACACGGGACCUUGGACUGCAAAGACUGCACAAACCAUGGCACAGACGGUUGGAUGGACGGACAGACAGAGCUCUCCAGCCUGCAUGGCCCUCACAGUUUAUUUCUGUCUAGCUGGGGCUGUGCUGCUGGUGGCUCCAGGGAUCCCAUCAGGUGCUCUCCUCCCCGGGCUGGGGGCAGUCCAGCCAGUACUGGGCGAUGGAGCGGGGGUAGCGCGGCCGCACCAGGUCCACGCGCUUGGUGCGCAGGUUGACGCGGUAGUACUUGUCUGGGGAAGGGGACAUGGCAGUCAGGACUGUCCCCAGCUCUGGGGAGCUGCCAGCCCUCACUGCCAGCACCUUCCCACUGCACCCCAGAGCCAUUGCAGAGAGACAGAGAAGCCCUCCCCAUGCCCCGUCAGCCCUGAUCCCGCAUCAUUCCUGGAUCCUGCCAGACCAGACUCACCUCCCACAAAGAAGUAAACACUCUGGAGCAUCUCACACGUGGAGCCCGACAGCCCAUCGCUUUCAACACCUGCUGAGUCGGGGUCAUUUUGCAGCCAGCUCCAGAAUCCCAAAUUCAGUGACCGGUGGUGGUUGUACCUCUUGCGCUGGCGGCGAGACUUCCUCCUGCGGGGCUGGUGGGAGGCCACG